GUUGUCCGGGCACGGGACAGAUUUGACAGCGCAACAAAAUCAAAACACAGUGAUAAGAAAGAAACAAUAGAACAAAUAUCGCAUAAUUCCUCGUAAAACCAAAUGUUCUGUGAAGUAAAUCGUGUGUAAAUGCUUGUUAAUUUUGUUUUUAUUUGAUGGUUAUUUCGGAAAGGUUUUUAAGCCUAAAAAACGAUAGUGAAAAAGGACAAAACUCUUGGGGGCGAUCGUACGGAUUCGCGACGUAAUUGGUGUUGUGUUGGUUUAAUUAAUUGUGUCUGUUUGUUGUGUAGAUAAUAUCAGAUUCCUUCUUACACUACUGUGUUAGAAAAUGAGCUACCAGGAUGAGGAAGAACAGGUGGGAUCGUUUCCGAAGGACUUUGGGUACGGGGACUUUGAGCAUGAGAGUGACGGGAACCGGGUUUCGGAUGAUAAGCCUCGAAUACUGCUGAUGGGGCUCCGGCGCUCCGGCAAGAGCUCCAUCCAGAAGGUGGUCUUCCACAAGAUGUCCCCCAACGAAACGCUCUUCCUUGAGUCGACGAACAAAAUCGUCAAGGACGACAUCAACAACAACAGCUUUGUGCAGUUCCAGAUCUGGGACUUUCCCGGGCAGAUAGAUUUCUUCGAUCCGACGUUCGACUCGGACAUGAUUUUCGGCGGCUGCGGGGCGCUCGUGUUCGUAAUCGAUGCGCAGGACGAUUACGUCGAGGCACUGACGAAGCUGAACCAAACCGUCACCAAGGCGUACAAGGUCAAUCCGCGCAUCAAGUUUGAGGUGUUCAUCCACAAGGUGGACGGGGUGAGCGAUGACUUUAAGAUGGAAUCGCAGCGGGACAUACACUCGCGGGCGACUGACGAUCUGCUCGAUGCUGGGCUGGAGGGUGUCCAUCUGAACUUUCACCUCACCUCGAUCUACGAUCAUUCGAUCUUUGAGGCGUUCUCGAAGGUGGUGCAAAAGCUAAUUCCCCAGCUGGCGGCACUCGAGAAUCUGUUGAAUCUGUUCAUCCACAAUUCGGGCAUCGAAAAAGCGUUCCUGUUCGAUGUGGUGUCGAAGAUCUAUAUCGCAACCGAUGCAACGCCGGUGGACAUGCAAAGCUACGAGCUGUGCUGCGACAUGAUUGAUGUGGUAAUUGAUCUUUCCUGCAUCUAUGGCUCCCGGGACAAUCCGGAUGUGCCGGCGUUCGACAACCAGAGCUCGAGCAUUAUCAAAAUGAACAACAGCACGGUGCUGUACCUGCGGGAGGUGAACAAAUUCCUCGCCCUGGUGUGCAUCAUCCGGGAGGAAAGCUUCUCCCGGCAGGGUGUGAUCGAUUACAACUUCCUGUGCUUCCGGGAAGCGAUCACGCAGGUGUUUGAGCUACGCUUCAAGCACCAGAAGCUGGAGGCCAUCGAACAGGACUCGGACAAUCUGGAGGACUUGCGAGAUUUCGACCGAGAGGAUGUCAUAUCCUCUAUGAAGCGGUUCCAGGAUUAAGGAGGGGCCACAUACGGUGGUGAUGCCCCACACGGUGGUUAAACUUCCUACAAGGCAAAAUUGUGUGUAAAAAAAAGCAACGCAAGAAGAUAUUCAGGGAUAAGUGCAAAGUGCAAGUUGAACCGAGCGAAGGAUUCGCUUAGAGCAGCUCAUGCAGAAGUUUAUGUUUUGAAAUUGUUGGGUUUUUUUUUAAAGCUAAUGCUUAUUUUGAAACUGUUUACAUCCUUUUAAAGCGAGAAAGUGCAUCACGCAGACAGUGAAACUAACGCCUAAAGUAAUGCUUAAAUGUUAUCUUCAAUGUGUUAAGCCUGAUUCGUAUGUUUUUUUGGCUGGAAGAGUUGUCCUAUAUAAUUGCAAUGAAAAGCCAUCUCGCGAGAGCGAGAAGAAAUGUA
This is a messenger RNA of Anopheles coluzzii, 1863 nucleotides long. RefSeq names its product ras-related GTP-binding protein C (gene RagC-D). The record is from RefSeq and is a predicted model, not a curated record. Gene Ontology annotation, biological process: positive regulation of TOR signaling; cellular response to amino acid stimulus; cellular response to starvation. NCBI's taxonomy places the organism in Eukaryota, Metazoa, Arthropoda, Insecta, Diptera, Culicidae. Gene Ontology annotation, molecular function: GTPase activity; GTP binding. The coding region runs from base 329 to 1471 and encodes 380 amino acids. Gene Ontology annotation, cellular component: Gtr1-Gtr2 GTPase complex; nucleus; lysosome. The transcript is spliced from 3 exons.